Brassica rapa (field mustard) is the source of this 1645-nucleotide messenger RNA. RefSeq names its product UPF0183 protein At3g51130. Lineage: Eukaryota; Viridiplantae; Streptophyta; Magnoliopsida; Brassicales; Brassicaceae. The record is from RefSeq and is a predicted model, not a curated record.
CCCGACCCGUCUUCAUAAGUAACCUUUUUUGGGUGUAAAAGUAGUUAUCCUCUCUUGCGCGCAACAACAACCCAAAAAAAAAAAGAAAAAAAAAAAGGAAGAUUGUUAUCGUCUCCGGCCAAGAAACCGAUCACAAAAUGAAGGAUUACUCCAAAAUCGGCGGUAAAUCGACGAUGCAGAGAACAAGCCGACGAUUGGAAGGUACCGCCAUGGGCUCCACAGUCUUCGAUCUCAAACCCGGCGUCGGCAUCGGACCUUUCUAUAUCGGAAUGCCAAUUUGUGAUGCGUUUGGGAAAAUAGAGCAGGAUCCUAACGUAUAUGAUGUUGUCCAUGUCAAAUACUACGACGAGGAUCCUCUGAAGCUGGAUGUUGUUAUUAGCUUUCCGGAUCAUGGCUUUCAUCUUCGCUUUGAUCCCUCGUCUCAGAGGUUGCGCCUUAUUGAGAUAUAUGAUGUCAAGCGGCUCCAGAUGCGUUACGGAAAUUCUACGAUUGGAGGUCCAUCAACUCUGGCUACGUUUGUGGCUGUUUAUGCACUUUUUGGACCGACCUUUCCUGGGAUUUAUGAUAAAGAAAGAGGGGUUUACGCUCUGUUCUACCCGGGGCUAUCUUUCGAGUUUCCAAUUCCCGACCAGUACACGGACUGCUGCCAUGAUGGAGAAGUGGCGCUACCAUUAGAGUUUUCAGAUGGCACCACACCAGUUACAUGCCGGGUGUCUAUAUAUGACAAAUCAAGUGACAAAAAAGUUGGUGUGGGAAAACUGAUGGAUAGAGCUUCUGUCCCUCCUUUGGCUCCUGGCAGUCUUUAUAUGGAAGAGGUUCACGUCAAGCUUGGGAAGGAACUAUACUUUACUGUUGGAGGCCAGCAUAUGCCUUUUGGUGCAUCACCACAGGAUGUAUGGACUGAAAUAGGACGACCUUGUGGGAUCCACCCAAAGCAGGUAGAUCAAAUGGUUAUUCAUUCCGCGUCAGAUCUACGACCAAAAACAACACUUUGUGGUGAUUACUUCUACAACUAUUUUACUCGUGGUUUCGACAUCCUGUUUGACGGCGAGACUCACAAGGCUAAGAAGUUUGUUCUUCACACCAACUAUCCUGGUCAUGCUGAUUUCAACUCAUACAUAAAGUGCAACUUCGUGAUCUCUGUUGGAGAGGGUGAGACAGAAGCAAACAGAGGUGGAAACAAGAUCACUCCAAGCACGAAUUGGGAGCAGGUUAAGGAAGUACUCGGGGAGUGUGGACCAGCAGCGAUUCAGACACAGGGCUCAACUAGCAACCCAUUUGGAUCGACAUAUGUGUAUGGCUAUAAGGAUGUUGCUUUUGAGGUGAUGAAGAACGGUCAUAUAGCCACCAUAACUUUGUUCCAGUCAUGAUGUGCGUCUACCUUCGAGGAGGGGGGCUGGCAUUUAUGCUUUGGCUCGAGAGGGCUAUCUUCUACCACAGAACUCUGUAAAUCUCUAACGUCAAAAGCUGCAUGCUAUGGAUAUUACCCAAAAAACUUUUAAAAUGUCUGAAAAAAUUGAUGUACAGUUGUUUAGUUUAUAUCAAGUUUUAUAAUAACAGUUACUCUGGAUAUUAUUUCCAUUCAUUCUGUCUAAUAUGAUUACAAACAUCUUUUACUUAGAUGAAUGGUAUAAGCUUCUAUUCA